CACGACUGGGUACCCGACCACCAUUUCCAAUGCAGAUCAACGUCAUCCUCGUCAAUUUGUUUAAGUUUUCUCUCAUUAAGUUUCAACUAAAAAGUUGACAAAAUCAACAGUAUUCUCUUUAUUUCGUCCAGGCAUACACAUACCAAACGUUGUUGCGUGAAGUACUGCUUGAAAACCCAAAGUCGACACAGCUCACCAGGGAUGCAGAAUCAGCAAUGAGAAAUGAUAGCACAGCUAACCAAUGCUUGAGAUGACCAGUAUGCUGACCGAUGCCAAGCCGGGCAGUGACGACACGGCCGAUGGUAACGACAACCCCGAUGCCAGCAUGAACGGUGACUCGUCAAAGAGGGCGCUGGUCCGCCCCUCGUCCCCGCCCCCCAUCACCGGCUUCACCAAGGUGCUAGUUGCCUUUGCGGCCCUCGGGGGCUUUCUCUUCGGAUACGACACGGGCGUGGUGUCGGGCGCUAUGAUCCUCCUGAGGCAAGAGUUCAAUCUGAACACACUUUGGCAGGAACUAGUGGUCAGUGUUACUAUCGCAGCAGCAGCCGUUGCUGCGCUCUUUGGCGGCAAACUGAACGAUGUCUUCGGAAGGAAACCAGUGAUUCUCCUGGCCAGCGCUAUCUUCACGACGGGGGCUGUAGUCAUGAGUAUAUCACAGAGCAAAGAAAUCCUACUGGUCGGCCGGAUCAUCGUGGGUCUGGGUGUAGGUCUAGCCUCUAUGACAGUACCCAUGUACAUUGCUGAAGCAGCCCCUGCUCAUUUAAGGGGUCGUCUAGUCACUAUCAAUAAUCUGUUCAUUACCGGGGGACAGUUUGUAGCGUCGGUCAUUGAUGGAAGCCUGUCUUAUUGGCCCUGGGGAUGGAGGCUAAUGCUAGGUUUGGGAGCUGUGCCAUCGGCCAUUCAAUUGAUAGGCUUCAUCUUCCUACCAGAGAGCCCCCGUUGGCUCAUCCUCCACGAUCGUCCGCAGAAGGCUAAGAAGGUUCUGACCUUGAUUUACGGGAAGGGCAGCCCGGAGGUCGGCAGCCAGUUAGAGAAAAUUAGCAAGAGUGUCUUGGAACAACGGGAGGAACAACAGGCGAUGAAAGGGAGUAAUUGGGUGAUCCUGCGUAUUCUCCAGACACCACCAGUACUCAAGGCUGUCAUCGUGGGUUGCAGCCUGCAGAUGUUCCAGCAGCUAGCUGGUAUCAACACAGUCAUGUACUACAGUGCAACAAUUAUUCGUAUGUCAGGGGUCAAGGACAACUCCACCGUCAUCUGGCUGGCCGCCGUCGUUGGUUUCGUCAAUUUCCUCUUCACCUUCGUCGGCGUUUACUUAGUGGAUAGACUUGGGCGAAGGAUUCUAACACUGGGAAGUCUUUCAGGUGUGACUUUCAGCCACAUGUUUCUAGGUAUCGGGUUCCUACUGAUGGCCAUCAACGCUCCACCCGUCACCGUCCACAACCCUCAGGCUGGACAGUGUGGCACUUACAGCAAUUGUGAACGAUGCAUUCUGCAGGAGGAAUGCGGUUUUUGCUUCGACGUGAACAGGACAGGAUCUGUUGUGAACGGAUCUUGUCUCCCCAUUAAUGAGUCCAGUACGGGAUACUCCAAUGUCGGCCGGUGUUCAGCAGCAGAGGGGUUUGUCGACGGCAGUGGUGAGCUGGAUUGGUCGGAGGAAUACUGCCCGACAAAAUUCGGCAUCAUGGCACUCGUUGGACUCAUUGUUUAUCUGAUGUUCUUUGCUCCAGGUAUGGGCCCUAUGCCUUGGACAAUCAACUCUGAGAUCUACCCACAGUGGGCCCGCAGUACUGGCAACGCCCUAUCCUCAACCACCAACUGGCUGUUCAACCUGCUGAUAUCCAUGACGUUCCUGAGCCUGGCCGAGACCAUAACCAGACAAGGUACAUUUUUCAUGUACGCCGGUAUCUCGCUGGCCGGUGUCCUGUUCCUCUACUGCCUGCUGCCGGAGACCAAAGGUCGGCCGUUGGAGGAGGUCAUCAACCUAUUCAGUAAACCCUGGUCCCCCUGUUGCGGCGAGGAUGCCUCUCGAUCUUACAAACCUCUGGAUGGAUCCUCCUUUCAAGACGAAAAAGAAGAUCAAAGGGAACCACUGUUAUUUCCAGACGAUGACCGACAGUCCCAUGAUGUUGCUGCAGUUACUUGAUAUGUGACUACGAACGUGACAAGUAACACAUUUUAUAUAAAAUAAAGAUUCAGCUAAUAUCAUUGAAUAAUUAUGAGAAUUGAAUGUUAAGGUUGAAUAUCUUUCUUUAAAGUCACCCAAUCUUGCAGGGCCGAGAUUUAUAUCUGUGCGUAUAUUAGUGCAUUACUGUUGGAACUCUAUCGGCAGACUUCAGCCUCAUAGCCUUGCAAAAUCUAGCAAAGUCCAACAAAUCCAAUGAAAUCCAAAUAAAUCCAACAAAAUUAACAAAAUUCAACAAAUCAACAAAAUCCAACUGUAUCCACCAAAAUCAAACUAUCUGAAAAUCCAAUCAAAUCCAAUCAAAUCAAAGAAAACCCAAUCAAAUCCAAUUAUCUGAAUAUCCAAUGAAAUCCAAUAAAAUCCAACAAAACCCAUCAAAAUCCAACUUUAUCCAACCAAAUCCAACUAUGAUAUCCACCAAAAUUCAACCAUAUGAAUAUCCAAUGAAAUCCAAUAAAACCCAACAAAAUCCAACUUCAUUCAACAAAAUCAAACUUUAUCUAAAAAAAAUCCAAAUAUAUCCUCCAAUAUCAAACAAUACCCAACAGUAUCCAUCAGGUGGAUUUAGGUGGAUUUUGUUGGAUCAAAGCAGAAACAAGAGAACUUUUUACUUCAAACUUUUGGAUUCUGUUUAAUUUAAUCAUCUUACCUUUACCGUUGUUGAAUUUUGUUGGGAGCUAAGGAAAAAAAUACUUAAUAAAGACCAGUGCUGUUAUACACUUACCAGGAACCAUGUGUAGUACAAUGCGAACAUUAACUACCUCAAAUAGUGUUGGUUUGCACAUUGUUUCUGUUUAAGGUUUCAGAUUUGUUUUUCCAGUUGAAUAAUGUGACCUGCCAUGGCAUAAUGAGGAAUAACCCCCACCUUUGACUUUUCACGUUAUGUACAUCAUAUUAAGCGUAAAUCAUUGGCUUUCCAAUGAUACCAAAAAUAUUUCUGUAGCUUAAUUAAUUCCAAAGAUAUGCCGCAGGAACAUCAACGGUGUCCUGCCAAUCUUCGCCAAACUCAUUUCGAGAAAAACGGCUUUGAAAAAAAGACACGCAUUGCGCUGCCAAGGGCAGUGAAAAACAUUCCUUAGGUUUUCCGCUUUUGUGGGUAUUUUUUUCCCCAACAAAAAUGCAUAGUGUAAAUCUUGGAUACCUUGGCCACUCAAAAAUACGAAACUAUCAAUAUCGAUUUUGACAUGAUUUUUCUAGUAUACAUGUAUCCGACUUCAGGCGUCGAUUACUAAAAACAAAGUUUUGGGGGACAUUCCUCAUUUUGCCUCAGUGGGUCACAAAUACUAAUAACUGGGGCCAAAGGAAUUUUACAUGGUACAUGUACAUGUACUUUAAUCAAAGAAUAUCGUUUUAGGUUGUUUCAUUGCCAAUAUCUAAGGCCUGCUAUCUUCUAUUGAUUUAUAACAACCCCAAUGUCCCGAAAAAUAUUGGUCAAGAUUUCACUGGUUCUCGAGCGCCAUUUGGUCUGUCAGUCCUAUUCCAUAAUCGAUGUGAACCAGGGAGAGGUCAAAUUAGAUUUCAGGCUUGUACUGAUGUUUGAAAACUUUCAAAAUUAGUCUUUGGUGAUCUUGUUGGUAUUGGUGUGAUUUAAAUUAAAUCCUUUAAAAAGAAUCCCUAAAGUUUGAAAGUGUUUAAUUAAAAUCAAGAGGUUGAGUCAAAGAUUGAGGAAUAGAUGUGUAAUAUUAAUAUUUUAUGAGGCUUAAAAAAUUAUCAGCAAAAGAAUUCUAUGUAUUUUUUAUAUUUAUGUUUAUUUUAACUUAAAAUAAUUUUAAAAAGAUAGAGAGUUCCGGUCGAAGCACAAAAAAAAAAAUCUUGUCGGUCUUCCUUAACAUUAACUAUUAAAAGGCAUAGAAAAUAAUUGAAUACAUCUUCUGAAAUCGAUUUAUAACGUUUUUGACAUAUUUAAAAUGGAAUAAAAUGAAUUGAUUGUGCAGGGGAAUGCUUGACACACAUACGUACUCACAUGCCUAGUACUGAGAUAUCAUUUGGAUCAGUGCCACAUUUUGCUGCUUAGCAUAUACAUGUACAUUGUAUUUGUACACUAGAGGGAUUUUGUGUGGUAUUGAGAUAAUGGGCUUUUGUGUGUAGCUGGAAAAUCAUGUUUCGGCGCGCUCGCUAGUCGCUAACCUUAUCCAAAGCUCACCAUUUUCCUUCAAGCCAAGUUGCCAAUGUUUAUAUUUUUGUAAUAUAAUGCUAAAUUUAUGUCCAGCAGAACAUAGAAAACUAUGUUAAAUUGACGUAGAGAUUAAACAUGCAAUCUCCAUUUGUUGCCUUAUGCCAACUAAAGCAACUCGCUCAAUUACACACAAACGUGUGAAAUUUCUUAACUCAGUAUUUUAACACCGGUCAGCAGACUUUUCAAAAUCUUUCUUUUCUUGUUCUACUGAAAUGUAUAAAUGCUGCCAGACCAGUCGUAUGCAAUGUAUAUAACACAAUGUUAGCAUCACAUUAUUCAGUUCCAACUUCCAACCCAGUUAUGUAUCAAUUUCUUCCACUUAAUAAAACCAAAAUGUGGGCAUUCCAGGGGAAGAUACACAAGGAAGAAGAAUAUGUAAAACUCUUCUGUGUUUUUGUUUUUAUGAGUAUUUUUUUUUUAUUUUACCAAAUAUUUUAACAAAUAAACAACAAAAGGGAAAGGUUCGGUUUUAAACAAACUUUAAGUGAACAAAGGCAUUGACUUAUUGGAGACGGCUUGAUGCGCAGUUGGGCAAGUCCAAGAAAAGUUCUUUUUUUUUUGGUCGCAUACGUAACACCAUAUUUUCUUUAAUUACAUAAUCAUCGCAAAAACUAAUAACAUAAAGGAAUCUUUUGGGGUAUUCUCCUUGCAGAUGCCCAACAGUAGAAUAAAAACACUGAAAUCCAUGAAUAUCUUAGAGGGUUAAACUUUCGUCACGUAUGGGACAUAGCGGGCGCGAAUUCUUGGACUUGCUCACUUGGCAAACUACCCAAGUCAAUUCCUUGAUUCAACCUGACGUUUUGUAAGAUUUCAUUUGUAAAAAAACAACAUGAUUCGUCAUCGGCAGAUCCAUCUCUGAACCUUUUUCUUGGCUUAUUUUUUUAAAUGAAAAAGAUCUUUACCUUGAACACUUUACCUCUGAUAAAAACAUGCUUAUUAUGUUCAGUAUUUAAAGAAUUCGUAAAGAGGUAUAUUGUUUCACCUUCCGCAUAUACAGGGUGACCCCCAAAAAAUGCAACC
Molecule: messenger RNA, 5378 nt
Organism: Patiria miniata (bat star)
Lineage: Eukaryota; Metazoa; Echinodermata; Asteroidea; Valvatida; Asterinidae
Product: proton myo-inositol cotransporter-like
Exons: 12
Coding region: 242-2143 (633 amino acids)
Biological process (GO): transmembrane transport
Cellular component (GO): membrane
Molecular function (GO): myo-inositol:proton symporter activity
Source: RefSeq, a predicted model, not a curated record